Suhomyces tanzawaensis NRRL Y-17324 is the source of this 2112-nucleotide messenger RNA. RefSeq names its product serine/threonine/tyrosine protein kinase (gene RAD53). Gene Ontology annotation, cellular component: nucleus; cytoplasm. The transcript has a single exon. Lineage: Eukaryota; Fungi; Ascomycota; Pichiomycetes; Serinales; Debaryomycetaceae. The annotation marks the transcript as partial. The record is from RefSeq and is a predicted model, not a curated record. Gene Ontology annotation, molecular function: protein serine/threonine/tyrosine kinase activity; ATP binding; protein serine/threonine kinase activity. Gene Ontology annotation, biological process: DNA replication initiation; deoxyribonucleoside triphosphate biosynthetic process; protein phosphorylation.
CUUAUUUGCACGACAGGUCAACACAACUACUACGAUUUAAUCGUGGACAAAAAACCAGCGUCUGGCAAGAAAGUAUGGGUAUUUGGAAGAUCCCAAGACUCAGACUUCACAUUGGCAUCAUCCUCACGUAUAUCCAACAAACACUUCAAAUUGUGGCUCAAUUUUUCAGACAAUUCCUUGUGGAUUCAAGACACAUCAACCAACGGAACCCACUUGAAUCACAUACGGCUUGUGAAAGGCUCAAACUAUAUGUUGAACCAGGGAGACGAGAUAGCAGCUGGUGUAGGGAUUCCUAAGGAUGUGAUCAGGUUUGUCGUGCUUUUCUCUGAUCCAUAUAACCCCACCAAGAUGGGCCAACAAGGACCUGGAGGGACAGGUGCCGCAGCUGUGCUUAAAGACCAAGGAAUAUUCAAGGACUACAUCAUCAAGAAUGAGACUAUUGGCCAAGGUGCAUUUGCAACUGUCAAAAAGGCAGUGGAAAGAUCCACGGGACAUUCUUACGCAGUGAAGAUUAUUAACCGCAGAAAGGCAUUGAAUACGGGAGGUGGCCCUACUGGUGGUUUGGCUGGCGUGGAUAGGGAACUUUCUAUUCUCAGGAAGUUGGACCAUCCAAACAUUGUUAGUCUUAAAGGAUUCUAUGAAGACAUCGACAAUUACUAUAUUAUCAUGGAACUUGUUCCUGGUGGCGAUCUUAUGGAUUUCGUAGCUGCAAAUGGUGCCAUUGGCGAGGAUGCAACACAAGUCAUAACGAAACAAAUCUUGGAAGGAAUAUCAUACGUGCAUAAACUUGGAAUUUCUCACCGAGACCUCAAACCAGACAAUAUACUCAUUAUGCAAGAUGAUCCCAUCCUUGUCAAGAUCACAGACUUUGGAUUGGCUAAGUUUAGUGAUAAUUCAACGUUCAUGAAAACAUUCUGUGGCACUUUAGCAUAUGUUGCACCAGAGGUAAUCACAGGUAAAUAUGACUUAUCUCAGAGUGAAUCUCCAAAGGAUAAUUACUCUUCGUUGGUUGAUAUAUGGUCAUUGGGAUGUCUUGUUUAUGUUCUUCUUACCUCACAUUUACCUUUCAACGGUAAGACGCAAGCUCAAAUGUUUCAAAAGAUCAAACAAGGGGAAUACCACGAGUCCCCUUUGAAUUCCUAUGAAAUCUCAAAGGAGGGGAGAGACUUCCUAGAAUGUUGUUUGCAAGUCAAUCCAAGAUUGAGAAUCACAGCAGAUGAAGCUUUGCAACAUCCAUGGAUAAAAAACGUAUACAACGAGGAAAGCCAGGAGAAGGGGUUAAGUUUAUCCCAAUCUCAAUCUCAACAGUCUCGUAAGAUUGACGGAGGAGUUUUGCCAAUUGAUUCAAUUAGCAAAAUAGAUGAAGAUCUUAUGAUGAGACCAUUAGACAGCGAGAAGAAUAGAAAGACCAAAGGUCAGAAGAAUGAUUUCAAAGUACCAAAAAGGGUGGUCCCCUUACCACAAUCUCAGCCACAUGCAUCACAACCAUUCUCACAGCCUCAAAGACAGCCACUUCAACCACUUCAUCCGUCUCAGCCUCCCUCAUCAUCUCUUUCACCAACCAAACUAGCAGAAAACCCGGGCUCAUACAAUUCAAAUAACGAUUCAUUUCCUAUUCCUUUUGGAGAGAAGGAAAAUCAUGUACCUACCAAAAUAUCGGAAGGAGAAUCUGCCCCCAUUGAGAACUUGAAAAUUUCAACUAGUUCAAACCCAUCUGGAGAUGUACCACCUAGUACAAUUAUCAGACUAAUGCCUUUGCCCAAUUCGAUGUCUCAGAACCCGCUCUACUUAAAGCAAGGAAUCAACCCAUAUUCUAUUGGAAGAAACGAAGUGUGUGAUACGUUUAUCAACGAUGAUAGAAUGUCAAAAAUCCAUUGUGUCAUUCACACGAAGGUAAACGAAACUUCCAACAAUCUUAAUCAAAUUUGGCUUCUAGACUUCAGUACUAAUUCCUGUUCUGUGAACAAGAGUGUCAUUGGAAAAGGCAAAAAGAUUCAGCUAUUCCAAGGGGAUAACUUGUAUUUCUUUGUGGACGAUAAGUCUAGAGAGAGCAUAGGCUACGAAGUUAUUAUAGAAAACUCCACAGGACUUGAAAAUGGUGGGAAGAGAAUU